Pan troglodytes (chimpanzee) is the source of this 819-nucleotide messenger RNA. It is a transcript of the gene TXNL4A, whose product is annotated as thioredoxin like 4A. NCBI's taxonomy places the organism in Eukaryota, Metazoa, Chordata, Mammalia, Primates, Hominidae. The transcript is spliced from 3 exons. The record is from RefSeq and is a predicted model, not a curated record. Gene Ontology annotation, biological process: mRNA splicing, via spliceosome. Gene Ontology annotation, cellular component: spliceosomal complex; U4/U6 x U5 tri-snRNP complex; U5 snRNP. The coding region runs from base 219 to 647 and encodes 142 amino acids.
CGCGCGCGCAUGCCGUCAGCACGCACGGCGUCGGUGCGUGCGCGCCCAGACGUUCCGCCGGGUGGCAGUCCCAGCGGAGUUUGCGGGUGCGGGCGGGACCGGGUUUCGUCCGUGGGCCCGGGGGCGGCGGGGGCCGGGGAGUGAGGGGCCGGCUGAGCCCACCUCGCUGGGCCCUCCCUGGCGCCCCGCCUUGGGCGGCGGCGAGCGCGCGGGCCGCCAUGUCGUACAUGCUCCCGCACCUGCACAACGGCUGGCAGGUGGACCAGGCCAUCCUCUCGGAGGAGGACCGCGUGGUCGUCAUCCGCUUCGGCCACGACUGGGACCCUACGUGCAUGAAGAUGGACGAGGUCCUGUACAGCAUCGCCGAGAAGGUUAAAAAUUUUGCAGUUAUUUAUCUUGUGGAUAUUACAGAAGUGCCUGACUUCAACAAAAUGUAUGAGUUAUACGAUCCAUGUACUGUCAUGUUUUUCUUCAGGAACAAGCACAUCAUGAUUGACUUGGGGACUGGCAACAACAACAAGAUUAACUGGGCCAUGGAGGACAAGCAGGAGAUGGUGGACAUCAUCGAGACGGUGUACCGCGGGGCCCGCAAAGGCCGCGGCCUGGUGGUGUCCCCCAAGGACUACUCCACCAAGUACCGCUACUGAGGCGCCCUCAGUCCGCGCGGAUAAAUGUCGUGGAGCCCUUUUUGUGUGGAAACGUUUUAAGCUAUUUAAAGCCUUUGGAAAAUACAGGAAGCUCCAGGGCUGGAGGACCUCUGAGAUGGAAUUGAUUACAUGGUCUUAACUCACCGAAAUAAACAAGCACGUGGUGAGAGGA